Messenger RNA from Etheostoma cragini (Arkansas darter), 2473 nucleotides. RefSeq names its product dual specificity protein kinase CLK4-like. The transcript is spliced from 12 exons. The coding region runs from base 128 to 1579 and encodes 483 amino acids. Gene Ontology annotation, cellular component: nucleus. Gene Ontology annotation, biological process: regulation of RNA splicing; protein phosphorylation. NCBI's taxonomy places the organism in Eukaryota, Metazoa, Chordata, Actinopteri, Perciformes, Percidae. The record is from RefSeq and is a predicted model, not a curated record. Gene Ontology annotation, molecular function: ATP binding; protein tyrosine kinase activity.
ACACUAUGUUUUCCCCUGGAAAGAAGAGCCCCUGGUGGGUCAGGCCAGGGGUCGAGGCUAGAGCAGCUCCCCGUGUCCCUUUUCACUGCAGCUGGCGGAGGAUUUUACAACCUAGAAGUGCGCAGGAAUGUUCACGUCUUGGUUUUCUGUGGGACAAGAUGUUUUAUUGCACGGACGCCAUUUCUCUCUCUCCUUGUUUGGCAGCUAUGCAGUGUGGCAACAAACGUUUGCAGAGUGGUAUAAAGAAGAUGAAGAAGAGAAGGAAAGGUUUCUUAAACAGACUAACAGGAGACCAAACAGCAGCGAGCCAGUAGCAGAGGACAUCACAGUUUCAAUUGCAAAGUCAGAUGGUGAUGACCCCAAAACAGACGUUCAUGCUGAAAGAAAAACUACACGUUUCAACCAGAGGACACCCGGCACCUCCUUAGAAACUGGUAACUCGCCUGAUGACAACUCGCUCCAGCUUGAAUGUGCUUUUCCUGGUGUCAAGGCUGUCACUGCUGAUGAUGGAGUGAAGAAGAGUGUCAUAGGAAAGAGCGGCGAGGACAACGGAGAGGGACACCUGGACUAUCACAUCGGCCUUGUGAUGAAAGAAAGAUAUGAGGUGGUGUCCACACUGGGAGUAGGAGCCUUUGGAAAGGUUGUGGAGUGUAUCGAUAGAGACAAAAAGGACCAUGUGGCUGUGAAGAUUGUGAGGAACACCGAGUGUUUCCGUGAAGUAGCAAGGUCUGAGAUCGCUGUGCUGGAGGACAUCAACAUCCUGGAUGAUGACAACAGAUUUUCCUGUGUGAGGAUGCUGGACUGGUUUGAGCACAACGGUCACAUCUGCAUCGUGUUUGAGCUGCUCGGCCUCAGCACCUUUGAAUUUCUCCGACAGAACAAGUUCCUGCCGUACAGUGUGGAGCAGAUAAGACACAUGGCAUUCCAGAUCUUCAGAGCCGUCUGCUUCCUGCAUCGUAACAAACUGACCCACACAGACCUGAAGCCAGAGAACAUCUUGUUUGUCUGCUCUGACUACGACCUGGAGUACAACGAUGUGAUGAAGUGUGAGGAGAGGAAAGUGAGGUGUUGUAAUGUGAAAGUGGUGGAUUUUGGCACCGCAAAAUUUGAUGAUGAAGACCAUGAAUCUGAGGUAUCAACACGCCAUUACCGAGCUCCAGAGGUUAUACUGGGUCUGGGCUGGAACCAGUCUUGUGACGUUUGGAGUUUGGGCUGUGUCCUAAUGGAGUUUUACCUGGGACGUACACUCUUCCAGACCCAUGACAGUAAGGAACAUCUGGCCAUGAUGGAGAAAAUCCUGGGACCAAUUCCCCCCCACCUGCUGAAACAGACCAGAAAGCAGCAUUACGUGCACAACGGGCGUCUGAACUGGGACGAGACGAGCUCUACUGACGACUACAUCUGCAAACACUGUAUACCUCUCAAGCAGUCCAUGGGCAAGAAGAGCGAGGAGGAGAGUCAGCUGUUUGACCUACUCAGCAGCAUGUUGGAGUACGACGUCUAUAGACGGAUCACUCUGGAGGAGGCACUAUGGCACCCGUUCUUCAGCCCGCUGAAGAUGCAGAAGCCGCGCAGCUAACACACACAUAAACACACACACACUCAACAUAUGCCUCAGGCUGUUAAUCAGUGCAGUUACUAGAUUGUUUGGGUUUGUAGUUCUGAGUUGAUGAGUUGAAGAUUUCUUGUUUCAUUAACAGUCAUAACAGUUCUACAGAGCAUUCCUUUCUACUUGAAAUCAAUUUGCAAACAUGCUAUCAUCAUCCAUUUGCAUGUUACUGUAAAGAAAGCCAAGUGUACUGCAGAGUAUUUUAUUGUGUUAUUCCUUUAGUGAUUCAUAGUCAUUGUUGUCAGCAGUUUGUUAAAGGACAAAUCCGGUGCAAAAUGACCCUAGGGGUUAAUAUUGUCUACCGAGUUCAACCGUUCUCUGGGAUUUGUUUUCAAGGUAAUCAAAUGGGAAUCACAAACCGCUAAUUACCUUAUAAUGCUAGUCGUCGGGGCACAGGUAAAGAAAUCGCUAUUCUGUACCAAUAACCACACACCUCCUCCGCAGAGUCUUCUUCUUUCACAACCAACUCUUUCUCUCAGGACAAUGUAAACAGUGUUAAACACAAACAUACAUACAUACUAGGCUCGUUCGAGAUGAACUGUGCCUCGCCUGUAAAGGGGACAAGAGCAGGUGGCAGCAGCCGGGGGUGGUGACAAAAAUCUUUUCCAGACAAUUUCAGCAGCCUUUAGGCUGAACAGGAAGUGAUAGAAACACUGUAGUGUGGUUCUGGUUUAAUAAAAAUGUUAUCAGACCCCGUAUAUCAACAUGUACACAGUCUCCAGUUGUUUCAAUUAUGACAGAGUAUUUGUCAAAAUGCUCUGCAUGUGAUCUGUUGCUGAGUUUAAUAAACCAUACACUGUAGAUGAUCUGUGAUCUGAAUAGAUUUAGUCUCUCUGACUUCUAAAUCUAUCAGCCACAUACGGU